Messenger RNA from Biomphalaria glabrata, 1476 nucleotides. RefSeq names its product translation initiation factor IF-2-like. The transcript is spliced from 4 exons. The coding region runs from base 236 to 1384 and encodes 382 amino acids. The record is from RefSeq and is a predicted model, not a curated record. NCBI's taxonomy places the organism in Eukaryota, Metazoa, Mollusca, Gastropoda, Planorbidae.
UUUUAUGAAAGUGUGUUCAUGUAUUAAAACUGCCUGUGCUACGGAUAAUUUAAAAAAAUGAAUUUUGUGUGUUCAAUCAUUCAGUGCUGGUCUCGAAGCCUGGCAUUCUAACCACGCUAUAUUAUAAUCAGCAGAACUGCAGUAAUAAAUAAAAUGGUGACUGUGUAUUCACAUUGCUCGAUGUUCUUCCAUUAAUUAAGAUCUAUGAUAUAUGUGUCAGUGAUUCAACUCCACCAUGGAAAGAUUUGUCAAGGAAAAAUUGCGGACGGAGAAAACGCUGGAGAAGACUCUCGAUUAUAUCUCACAGAAAGAACGGAAUGUGAUCGCCAAACAUGACAGGAGGUCUCGUGACCUAGGACUUGAACUGACCAACAUUAAGAAGACUACUCUUGAUCUGGACUACUUUGAAGCCUUGACUCCAAGGCCCUCGGGUCCAAGAAGAGGCUCUCUCCCACAAAUAGAAAGUGAAGUAACCAAGUCACCACUCAGUCGGCGGCGACUUAGCAUUGCCGCCAUCCCUGUGACUCCAAAGAGCACUAUCAAACCACCAUUGGCCUCAAGUGAGAAAAUCAAGCCAAGCAACAGCUCAGAGGCACCAUCUCUAGCAGAAAAUGGGAGAGGCAUUAAAACAUUAGACACACAAAAAACGGUGCCAUCCCAAACAAAUAACAGAAUUGUUACCAACGCCACCAAAGAAGCCCCAUAUACAAACAGUGAAUUCAACAGCCAAGCAGUUUUACCGAAAAUAGAAAAACAGAGCUUACCGGAAGCAGCGAAUCGUCAACGGGGCGCGCAGAGCUCGGCGACAAUUGUAUUUAAACACGAAGAUGCUGAUAUAAAAAACAGAGAAACCGGAAGCACUUCAACAGACGAUGAGGAAGAGGAAAAGAAACUUCGACUGAUAAGAGCUCGCGCAAGACGCUCAUCGGAGCCGAACAUCAGCAAACAUUUUGUAAUGGCAUGGCAGAACGGUUUAGGCGAAGCUGUCGCAAGGUCUUACGAGGACGGCGAUAAAGCCAAACAGAUGAAUCACCAUUUAGAAAUAGUUACAGAGCAAGAUGAGACCGAAACCGAAGUGGAGACUCGAAAAGAAGACCCCGCUCAACUGAAAACGACCAAAAACUUAGCUGGCGUUUCCAACGCCACGCAGGGUCCAGAUUAUCCCCGUCAACGGCGGAAAUCUGAAGGAGACAUAUUAAAGGCGGCUCCUCAAUUGAUUCGCCUUAAAGGAAUGGCUAAAUAUGGACAAAUGUACCCGAAGAAGACUGCCAAUGACGAAGUAUGGGACUCGGUCCGCAAAUGUAGAUACAUUCGAGGUUAUGACCCUCCCGAAAUGACGCAACCAGCAGACGUCAAUCAAUUUGUCUUUGGCAAAGGGAAGUAACCCAAGCUUAAUCUGUUUUGAACUACAGCAUUUUAACUUUUACUUCCCUUUUAACAAUUAUUAUUUUGUUCAUUAAAAAUUGUUUUCAUACA